Messenger RNA from Striga asiatica, 1382 nucleotides. The record is from the annotation of a GenBank genome assembly. Lineage: Eukaryota; Viridiplantae; Streptophyta; Magnoliopsida; Lamiales; Orobanchaceae.
CGAAAACACCCUUUGUUCCUCCGUAAAUCGAAACACAGACUGACAGACAGUCAUCGUAGCUCGUGGAACUCUCUCUUUAUCUCUCUAAACUGGAGCUUUCUUUAUCUCUCUAGAGCAAAAAAUGACGGACACCAAGGUGGAGACUAUAGCUCGACUCGCACAGUGGAAAAUCGAGAGCUUUGGUCCAACCUCUCCCUACAAAAGAUCCGACCCGUUCAAAAUCGGUAUUUGGAACUGGCAUUUAUCGGUGGAGAGGAAUCGGUCCACGUACAUCCGGCUUUUCCCCGAACCUUCGCGAGUUUCCAAGGAGCAGCCGCCGGUCGCCCGGUUUGUCAUACGUGUUACCACCGCCGCCUCCAGUCGCAGGCCCUACGUUUCUCCCAUUCACGAGAGACUACUCCGAACAAGUGAUGAUUUUGCCUGUGUUGUCGACAUCAACUUCCAAGGCCGUUUCACGAUUGAUGUCGAGUUUCUGGACCUUAAGAUCUGCCCUUUAAACGGUGGAGAAGGCAGCUCCAUAUGGCCCACAGACGCUACAUUACAGCACCAGUCAGCUCAAACCACCCUCCGAAGCCUCUCUCGCAUGCUUGAAGAAGGCAUCCACGCUGACCUCACCAUCACCACUGCUGACGGCACUCUCCGGGCCCACAAAUCUAUACUCUCCGCAAGCUCUCCCGUUUUCAACAGCAUGUUUCAACACGACCUCAAGGAGAAAGAGUCCUCGACAAUCGAGAUUCAAGACAUGACUUGCGAGUCUUGCAUGGCCCUUCUCAGCUACUUAUACGGCUCGAUAAAUCAAGAAGACUUCUGGAGGCACCGUUUGGCUCUGCUGGGCUCGGCAAAUAAGUAUGAUAUUUCAGACUUGAAAGAUGCGUGUGAAGAGAGCCUGUUGGAAGACAUAAACUCGGGGAAUGUGCUCGAGAGGCUGCAAGAAGCAUGGCUUUAUGGGCUGGAGAAGUUGAAAAAGGGUUGCUUGAUGUAUUUGCUCGAUUUUGGGAAGAUUUACGAUGUUAGGGAGGAGAUGAACGAGUUUUUCAGGCAGGCUGAUCGGGAGCUCGUGGUGGAGAUGUUCCAGGAGCUGCUUGCAGUUUGGAAACUGAUGUAAUGUGUUUUUUUUUACAAGAACUUUAUUUUGUUGUUUUGUUUUUACUUUUUAUUAUAUAUACUGCACGUUUCGAAUAUUGUAAAAUUUUAUUCGAUAGAUGGGUGUUUUGUAGAGAGAUUGGAAGAUGAUAGUUGUGGAAUGUGAAGUGUAUUGAGUGUAGCAGCUUGGUAAUGUUGGUAUAUGUAUUGAGAAUCUUGCUACUGUAAGAUAAAAGGGAUAUUGGCCUCUGAUCAUUUUUGUUUUGUUUCACGUGAUUAUUAUGAUAAAUGAAUACAUG